Pseudophryne corroboree (corroboree frog) is the source of this 1246-nucleotide messenger RNA. It is a transcript of the gene PRSS54, whose product is annotated as serine protease 54. The coding region runs from base 184 to 1212 and encodes 342 amino acids. NCBI's taxonomy places the organism in Eukaryota, Metazoa, Chordata, Amphibia, Anura, Myobatrachidae. The record is from RefSeq and is a predicted model, not a curated record. Gene Ontology annotation, biological process: proteolysis. Gene Ontology annotation, molecular function: serine-type endopeptidase activity. The transcript is spliced from 6 exons.
UCGGCUUAUCGGAGCGCUCUACUGCGUUACCAUGGAGACAAGGAUGAGGUUUCCAUAGCAACUAAAAGGCAGCAGCGCGCUCUGUCUCCACCUGCUGGAAGCUACUGAGAUGACGCAGAUUUUAUAUUACACACCUGGGGCCCCCAAUGCUGUGUGAGUGGCCCCUGAUAUGUAACAGUCAGGAUGGAGAAGAGGUUCCAUGUGAAGAUCUGGUGCCUGAUCCUCGCUCUCUGGACGCCACAUAGCUGUGCUAGUUGCAGCACUUAUAGAGGCUUUGUGGCAGAUGUCCUGAACAAGAAAUUACUCCAUCUCUCUGGAUUCCCUUGGCUGGUGUCAAUUCAGGACCUCAGUGGAUGCCAUCUGGAGGUGGGAACAAUCAUCAGUGAGUUUUGGAUAGUGGCGGCUCCGUCUGGCCUGAAGAUGAGCUAUAGAAAAGCUCUUGUUGGUGUGGUGGGAAUCACAGAACUAGAAUCCAAGGAGCUGGAGGGGAGACCUCACUACCCCAUCCGCAAGGUGAUUGUGCACCAGAAUUAUGAUGAGAUCCUGCUCGGCCAUGAUCUGAUGUUACUGAUGACUGAGGGGAAGAUUAUAUUUGGCCGGAACGUACAGCCUGUGUGUUUUCCCAGCACGGAUCCGGAUAACUCUGCAUUAACCAACUGCCAGGUGUCUGGCUGGAGAGGAGCCGCAGGAAUUUCCAGUUCAGGGGCCUGGCACAGACUGUCCGUGGACAACGUGGACCCGUGUCCCUUGAAAAAGACGCUAGGAACUGAAUGCUGCAGUCACCAUGCUCAAGACAGUGAUGCUAUGGUUACAGAAGGGGACCCUGUGUCGUGUCGGGUAGUAGGCAGUAAUCGAUGGGUGCUGGCUGGAAUCCUGACCCGUGGCGGGCUGAAGUCAUAUGGCCCAUUCCUCUACACCCGCACCUCCUAUUUCAGCGACUGGGUUUCAGCUUGUACGAAGGAGGAGGGUGAACCUUUCACUGCUAUGGUCACUAUAAAUACGGUGGUACGUCCUGGCCCCCAUCUAGCACAGAUGCGAUCCGCAGCAAGUGGUGAAACGCCAGACCGCACAAAAGAAAAAGAAACCCUGUAUUAUGACUAUUACAAUGGAAAUGAGCCCGUGAAUUCCCACGGACACCAACCACAUCCGAGAGUCCCACUGAUGCUGUGUAUUGUUCUGCUAGCAACUUAUAUAAAGAUUAAUGUGCUGUGAGUCCGUCUGCUAAAUGCCGAACGUCCAUCGCAUG